AUGACCAGCGGCUUAGACAAAAGCCUUAAACGGAAAAACGACAAAUGGCUUAAAGACGUCAAGUCACUUAUGCUCGAUACAGAUAAGCUUAAAAAUUGUGGAAGUGAUGAUCCUAAGUUCAAACUUCAAAAAGGAGAUGGAGAAGCAGUUUGUGGGCAGUUUCAGAAGAGCAUAGUCAUCAUCACACGAAUUUUACAUUGGCCGAAACUAACAGGAUUGCUUCACAGUACCAAAAAGGAGGCUGAUAAGUGUAACGCUGCAACAGAAAUUUGCGAGUCAGCUAGGGAGAUAGAGAGCUCAAGCAUUGUUUCUCAAAGAGAAGAAGGUUACUUCUUUGGGGCUUGGAAAGGUGAGUAA
This is a messenger RNA of Brassica napus (rape), 357 nucleotides long. RefSeq lists its product as uncharacterized. Bases 1 to 357 code for a protein of 118 amino acids. NCBI's taxonomy places the organism in Eukaryota, Viridiplantae, Streptophyta, Magnoliopsida, Brassicales, Brassicaceae. The transcript has 2 exons. The record is from RefSeq and is a predicted model, not a curated record.